Messenger RNA from Ilyonectria robusta, 390 nucleotides. Its product is annotated as ankyrin repeat-containing domain protein. Lineage: Eukaryota; Fungi; Ascomycota; Sordariomycetes; Hypocreales; Nectriaceae. The record is from RefSeq and is a predicted model, not a curated record. Gene Ontology annotation, cellular component: nucleus; cytoplasm. The annotation marks the transcript as partial. Gene Ontology annotation, molecular function: protein binding. The transcript is spliced from 2 exons.
AUGACGCCACUGUCAUUGGCAGCAAGAAACGGCCACCAAGAGAUUGUUAGUCUGCUCCUUACGGUUAAUGGGGUCUUGCCCGACACCAAAGACACGGCGGAGUUUGGUCAAGGACGAACGCCGCUGUCAUAUGCGGCGGAGGAGGGCCACGAGGCGGUGGUCAAGCUGCUGCUCUCGGUGAACGGCGUUGAUCCAGACUCCAAGGGGAUGAACGGACAAACUCCGCUGUCUUGGGCAGCAGAAGAGGGGCGCGUGGCGGAGUACGAAGCAGUGGUAAGGCUGCUGCUCACAAGGGGCGAGGCCGAGCCGAACUCCAAGGAUACAGAAGGACGAACACCGUUAUCAUGGGCGGCAAAACAUGGGCGCACUUCCAUGGUUGAGCUGCUGCUC